CCCGGCGUGCAGCGGCGCAGCUGUCAGUGCAGUCACGUGAUGAGCAGUAUGGCUACCCAGUGUCGCUGGGAGACGGGCCGCAGCUGCUGAGACCAGUAGGGGACGUCGCUCAGGAGCUGGGGACCGUGUGACCGGGAGAGAGACGGUGCUGGCCGCGGCUGAGACAUGCAGAAGAUCAAGUCGUUGAUGACCCGCCAGGGUCUCAAAAGCCCACAAGACAGCGUCCAUGAUCUCAGUCCUGUGGAGAACUUUCGAAUUCCAACAAAGGAGGAACAGCGGGAAUUUCGGGAGAAGGCGACUGAUCCUCAGGCCGAGCAGGAGCUGAUCAACAGCGUAGGAGACGUAUAUUUUUCCAAUGACUCUCUUGAUAUAGUUAAAUAUGAACUUGAGAGGCUGCCGCCAGUUCUCACGCUGCAGGAGAUUGAGGAGUACAGAGACCAACUAAAGAGACAACAGGCUGCAGUAUCCAAAAAAGUAGCAGAUCUGAUUCUAGAAAAGCAGCCAUCAUAUGUAAAGGAGUUGGAGCGAGUGACCUCUUUGCAGACAAACCUUCAACUAGCUGCCGUUAUUUGCACUAAUGGAAGGAGACACUUAAACACCGCAAAAGAAGGUUUUACACAAGCUAGCCUGGGACUGCUGGCAAGCCAGAGGAAAAGGCAGCUAUUGAUUGGUCUUCUGAAAUCUCUGAGGACAAUUAAAACACUGCAAAGAACGGACAUACGGCUGAGCGAAAUGUUGGAGGAAGAAGAUUACCCUGGAGCCAUUCAGUUGUGCCUGGAGUGCCAGGAGGCAGCGAGUACAUUCAAACACUACAGCUGUAUAAGUGAAUUGAAUUCAAAGCUGCAGGACACCCUAGAGCAAAUUGAGGAACAAUUGGAUGUCGCACUCUCCAAAAUCUGCAAGAAUUUUGAUGUUGCGCAUUAUACAAAGGUUCAGCAAGCGUAUAAACUACUGGGGAAAACACAGACUGCAAUGGACCAGUUGCACAUGCACUUCACUCAGGCCAUCCACAACACAGUCUUUCAGGUAGUCCUGGGAUAUGUGGAGCUGUGCGCUGGAAACACGGAUACAAAAUUUCAGAAACUGCCUUACAAAGACCUCUGCAUGCAUAUAACAUCUGACAGCUACAUCCCAUGCUUAACAGACCUCUGCAAGGCCCUUUGGGAAGUUAUGCUAAGCUACUUUCGUACAAUUGAGUGGCAUGAGAAAUGUGAUCAUGAGGAGCCCCAAGCGACAUCUGAUAGUAAUAAUGUGUCUGCGACUGAAGAGAAUAAUUUUGAUCGUAGUUACAUCAAAAAGAAGCUGGAACAUGGAUUGACGCGCAUAUGGCAGGAUGUACAACUCAAAGUUAAAACCUACCUUCUUGGAACGGAUAUGUCCAGCUUCAAAUACGAUGAUUUCAUUAUUGUAUUGGAUAUAGUCAGCAGGCUAAUGCAGGUCGGGGAAGAGUUUUGUGGCAGUAAAUCUGAAGUCCUGCAGGAAUCUAUAAGGAAGCAAAGUGUGAACUAUUUUAAAAAUUAUCACCGGACACGACUUGAAGAACUCAGGAUGUUCCUUGAAAAUGAGACCUGGGAGCUGUGCCCUGUCAAGUCCAGUUUUAGCAUAUUACAGUUACAUGAAUUUAAGUGUUUGGGGCAGUCUCGCUCCCCAUCCAUGUCACCCAGUAAGCAAGCAUCAGCGACUGAUUCCACCGCCGUGUCCUUGUUUGCACAGUACACCAGUGAAGGCAAUCCCUUUGAGAUACAAUCUGCCAUGAAAGAUGAUGAAGCAGAGGAUGUACUGGCUGCCAAUGGGUAUGAAUCCGAUGAGCUGGAGAAAAGUGCUUAUCAGGAAUACGACAGUGACAGUGAUGUUCCUGAGGAGCUAAAGAGGGAUUAUGUCGAUGAGCAGACCGGGGACGCUCCAUCUAAAAGUGUUUCAAGAGAGACCCUGAGGAGCCGGAAGCGGUCAGAUUACAGCCUGAACAAGGUGAAUGCUCCCAUCCUGACGAACACUACUCUGAACGUAAUAAGACUUGUGGGAAAAUACUUGCAGAUGAUGACUAUACUGAAACCGAUCGCCUUUGAUGUUAUUCACUGCAUGUCCCAGCUCUUUGAUUACUACCUGUACGCUGUGUACACAUUCUUCGGUAGAAAUGAGGGGUACGAAUCCACCGGACUUGGUCUGAGUAGCAGUAGACUCAGGACAACGUUGAACAGAAUUCAGGAAAGCCUCAUUGACCUGGAAGUGUCCAGCGAAAAUGUGGGAUCCCUGGUAUCGUCCGAAGAAAGAAAAGAGAAAGUGCCAAGCCCGCACCUCAGCCACCUCGUGGUGCUGACGGCGAGUGGUACACUGUACGGGCUCUCCGAGAGGGUAGUGGCCACAGAGUCCCUGGUUUUCCUGGCAGAGCAGUUCGAGUUUCUCCAGACUCACCUUGACUCUGUGAUGCCAGCAGCUAAAAAGCCUUUCCUCCAGCAGUUCUACUCACAGACCGUGUCAACAGCCAGUGAACUCCGCAAGCCAAUCUACUGGAUUGUAGCGGCAAAGGCCAUCGAUUAUGAACAGUUACUGCUGCUUAUGGCGAAUGUGAAGUGGGAUGUAAAAGAAAUUAUGUCGCAACACAAUGUAUAUGUGGAUGCUUUAUUGAAGGAAUUUGAGCAGUUUAAUAAGAAGUUAUCUGAGCUAUCAAAGCAUGUCCGGAUUCCGCUGCCUGUCUCCAAUAUACUGUGGGAGCACUGUAUCCGACUCGCCAACAGGACGCUUGUGGAGGGUUACGCCAAUGUAAAGAAGUGCAGCAACGAAGGCCGAGCUCUGAUGCAGCUGGACUUCCAGCAGUUCCUGAUGAAGCUGGAGAAGCUGACUGACAUCCGUCCGAUUCCUGACAAGGAAUUUGUGGAGACUUACAUCAAGGCCUACUACCUGACUGAGAAUGACAUGGAGCGUUGGAUAAAAGAGCACAGGGAAUACUCAACCAAGCAGCUAACAAAUCUGGUGAACGUUUGUCUGGGGUCUCACAUUAAUAAAAAGGCCAGACAGAAGCUACUGGCAGCUAUUGAUGACCUGGACCGGACAAAAAGAUAAUUCACCCGGGACUUUCAUGUCUUCUCUGGCCAGAUAUAACCACAUUCUACAGGAGUUGUUGGUGCACUGAUUGAACAACUAAAUAAAUAAGUGACAACAUGCGUAAAUGUUCCCUCACCACUGGAUAAAGAGCUUGCACUCAUUGUUAAUAUAUAUAUAUUAGUAUUUUAUUUCAUUAAGUUCCUGUUUUCAAUAUGGAAACUUUUUGAUAUGUUGGUUUUAGAUGUGUAAAGCUGGGAAGUAAUGUUAAAUGUUUUUCCAUCGUCUGUUUAACGUUAUGUUCCUCCUUCUAGGGACCCUACCAUGGACAAUAUCCAAAUUUGUCUAAUGCCUCUUGAGUGUGGACACUGACCCAACUCGGUAUUGAGAUGAUGUACUGUAUUAUGAAAAGCUGCAGCUGAUUGGUGUAUCCAGUCAAUAGCAGUCUUUCAAGGGUCACUGUCCUGAUACAAUGGUUAGGGGGGCUCUUUAUAAGCCCCAGGUACCGCUACUAGGUCAGUCUGUGGAAAGGGGAGUGUAACGUGUGAGCCACAGGAGAGAGGAUCCUCCAGUCUGUAGGUCAAGCAGGGACAGGAGUUCAAAAUGAACAUCCCUUUAUAAGCCUCUCCUUACAUAAGCACUUUUCUUAUAUAAAGUUAAAUCAGCCACCGUCCGAGGUGGAGAAGUUGGAGGGAGUAUCGAAGACUGUAACCAAAUAAGAACAGAACAAUUACUAUAUAGUGUGAUAUUUCAGUGUCCACAUUACAUCCAGAAUACUGUAGUUGAAGGACAUCACCUUAGGACAGGGUGAGUAGGGAAGCCAAUCCCGGGCCAUUUUUUCAAUCCCAGGUAUCGGGAUUGAAAAAUGGCCCGGGAUUGGCUUUUAGCUAUGUGGGCGCCCCCUCGCCCCACCCCGCACACAUAACUCACCAUAUACCAGGGGCGGGCGGGUGGGGAACAUCCUCUGCUCUCUCCUGGCGGCUCCCAGCGGCGUGUGACGGCGCAGCGUGACCUCUCACGCUGUGCUUUGGAGCCAGAAGAAGGAAGCCGGGCAGUGUGUGAGCGUCCUGUGGACGUUCAACGCUGAUCCCUCAAUCCCCGGGAUUGGAGCUUCCAAUCCGGGGAUUGAAUCCCAGCUGUUUUUGGCCCUAAAUCCCAGGAUCCCACUGAUCCCGAUCCAGAUAUUGGCCACCAUAAGGGUGAGCCAUGCAGUGGCUAAUUGUGGCCCUCUGAGCCUAAAUAGUGGCCCUAUUUUCUCCAGAUUUUGCAGACUGUGUUCGGUGAUGUAAUUUUAGGAGCCAAGUUUAUCGUUCUAGUAGUUUCAACAACAACAAAAAAAAUUUAGUUUUAAAUAGAUACUAAAAUCAUUAGCAAGAUUAGAGAUGUGAUGGUUUAUUUUAUAGAUAUGUUGUACAAAGCAUUUGAUUAUUGGGGUUAAUGCCCCAUGCACUGUACAACUGCAGUUCAUACCAUGUUUAGCCUCAUCUGAUUGGUCGCUGUGCUGAUAGACCCUCAUUCCGAGUUGAUCGCUAGCUGCUUUCGGUCGCAGCGCGGCGAUUAGGUGAAAAAGCGGCAUUUCUGCGCAUGCAUACGGGCCGCAGUACGCACGCGCGAAUUACUUUCACACAAAACUAUGCAGUUUUACACAAGGUCGAGCGACGCUUUUCUGUCGCUCUGUUGAUCGGUGAGUGAUUGACAGGAAGUGGGUGUUUCUGGGUGGUAACUGGCCGUUUUCAGGGAGUGUGCUAAAAAACGCAGGCGUGUCAGGUAAAAACGCACGAGUGGCUGGGGAAACGGGGGAGUGGCUGGCUGAAUGCAGGACAUGUUUGUGACGUCAAAGCAGGAACUAAACUGUCUGCAGUGAUCGCAAGGUAGGAGUAGGUUUGGAGCUGCUCAGAAACUGCAACAAAAUUUUUACGAGCAGUUCUGCUAACCUUUCGGUCGCACUUCUGCUAAGCUAAGAUACACUUCCAGAGGGCGGCGGCCUAGCGUUUGCACUGCUGCUAAAAGCAGCUAGCGAACGAUCAACUCGGAAUGAGGGCCAAAGUGUGAUGCGGAUCCCUAUACUGUAUGUAAUACCAUAAGAUGUAAUACAGCAAGAUCCAUUCACCAAGGAAGAAUAUAGGGGAACUCUUCAUCAGUCCGCAGCUUUUUUUUUUUAAAAGGCAAUUGUUUAGCGUCUAUUGCCUUUUAAAAAUAAAUUGGCCCUUUAAAUGGCACAGCAAAGUCUAGGAAACACGCCUUGGUGUUGUGAGAGGCACUGGUAGAGACACCGUACAAACUUAUUCCAAAGCAACUGAAGAUACACGUUGCUGGCCUGAUUAAUUGUCGGGUUUUUAAUGUAGGUGUUUUUCCCCGGUGCGGGUUUUAGAACUGCAGUUUUCUUAAAGCCAAAACCUGUCGUCUUUCCCUUUAAUAAAAUUUCAUUUUAAAACCAGCUAUGGAGAAAAUUGCUGAAAAUCGGCCUUUUUAAAAAAGCUACUUUUGAUAAAUCAGGCCUUGCAUGUUGGACAGUCCUGUUCAGCUGGUUUGGGUACUGGAUCCUGGCGGUCAGAAUACCGAUGCCGGUAUCCCGACCGCCAUAAUGCCGGCAGGGAGGGCGAGCGCAACGAAGCCCUUUGCAGGGUUCUAUUCUCGCUCAAUGGACACUCAGGAGUGGGAAUAGCUGUGGCGGUGCUGCCGGCAUUCUGGCGGUCGGGAUCCUGACUACAUCCCGUUCAGUUUGUUGAGAGUACAUACAUAAUGUGACAUUCAUGAGUCAAUGGCGGGUCUACUGUCGUAGUGUCUCCUCUGUGAUCUUUUUCUGUGAUUCAGAGAAGCAAGAGACCUGGAUCUUCAUGCAGCCCAGCAAUCAAAGAGUAACCUACAAUAUUGGCAGGACGUAUAUGUGACUGUAUUAAGGACCGUGCCAUUGUGGUUACAACCUUUGACCUGUCACUCCCCUCCAUGGGUUUUCAUGAUGUGUUAAACAAGAUUGGUAAAUACCAAAUGGAAAAAAGAAAAGGCAAAAAGUAAAUGGAGACCAUAUAACAUUAGUAGGGAUGAAUAUGUUUGGAGCUUAUGACCAAGUACAAAUCCAAGGUGAAUAGCUUGUUAUGUUAAAGCUCAGUGAGAUUGUUCUAAUGAUGAUUCUGAUCACAGGACUGUUACAUGUUAUAGACAAAGUACACGAGUAAUGUUAACAUAUGUAUUAACUCCUAUAAAUAACAUCUGUAGUGAGUUGUGAUGUCAUCGCAUGUAAUCAGUGAGUUCCGAUGACAUCAUUGCAGUGUUCAGUCGCAAAACUUGUAUAUUAUAAGUAAUGAGAUGCCCCCACUGAGCAUUAUUACAGAUGUCAGAAAAUAACUUUAGACUUUACCUCUGUCCUCAUAUAGGGGGUCUACAUACUAAGCCGUGGAGAGAGAUAAAGUACCAGCCAAUCAGCUCCUAGCUGCCAUGUCACAAGCUGUGUUUGAAAAAUGCCAGGAGUUGAUUGGCUGGUACUUUAUCACCGGUCACUUUAUCUCUCCCCAAGGCUUAGAUCAUAGGUCUCUUUGUCACAGAAGUCCUUGGUGACUUCUUACAGUAAUUCCAUAUAAUGUACAGAAAUGAUGCCCUAUGAAAAUUGCCAGAGAUUGUUCUUUACAUGAUCUGUCUAUACCGCUGUGUGCAUACAGCAAUCUGUAUAUCAUGGUCAGUAUUCUGUGGGUGGCAGGCUUCCAUAGUAAUAUAUAAGACUGCAUAGUUUGGAAUAUAUUAUAUAAAUGGGUCACCAUUGUUUCUUCUAUUGAUUUGUCGGAUGAUUCUUUCUUUUUCCUUUAAUCACCUCGUGCUCAGCUGCUGAAUUGUAGUAUUGCUGCUUUGUGUUCUCUCGCUCUCAAAUGAAAUGAAGCUGUCAAGUCUAAUUUAAACUGUUAAUUGAAAACAAGGCUGUGGAAUAAAACACUAACGACGAACCUAAA
This is a messenger RNA of Pseudophryne corroboree (corroboree frog), 6980 nucleotides long. It is a transcript of the gene VPS50, whose product is annotated as VPS50 subunit of EARP/GARPII complex. Lineage: Eukaryota; Metazoa; Chordata; Amphibia; Anura; Myobatrachidae. The transcript has 28 exons. Gene Ontology annotation, molecular function: SNARE binding. Gene Ontology annotation, cellular component: EARP complex. The coding region runs from base 166 to 3060 and encodes 964 amino acids. The record is from RefSeq and is a predicted model, not a curated record. Gene Ontology annotation, biological process: retrograde transport, endosome to Golgi; endocytic recycling.